Lymnaea stagnalis (great pond snail) is the source of this 738-nucleotide messenger RNA. The record is from the annotation of a GenBank genome assembly. Lineage: Eukaryota; Metazoa; Mollusca; Gastropoda; Lymnaeidae.
AUGAUGGCGUCACAAACAGCCAAAACUCACGAUCCUAUGUAUAACUUUGACACACAUUUCCCGGAGCGUUUGUCCAGGCUUCAUCUCCACGGGGACUUCAACGCGUCGGGGUCGUUUCGAAAGAAAAAGAACCGCGCGCAGCGCAGCGGCGCCCGCUAUAAAACCCAGCCUGUCACCUUUGACGAGAUCAAAGAAGUCGACGAGGAGCCCAUCCCGCCCGCCGCCGCUGAGCAAAGUGGGGCGACACCAGAGCAGCUCAAGGGGCAGCUGCAGGCCUUCUCCCGCUCCAUGGACGGACUUCUUCCCAAAGGAGUCUUGGCAGAGCAGCAGCCGACUCCACCCCUGCAUCAUUUCUCUCACUCCAGAUCGGGCUCGAGAAAGUUCCAGAGGCACCCAGACUGUAUUCCCGAGCGGGCAGAGGAGCCCACCACUCCCCAACCUCAGCAAGACCCUAAUCAGAACAGGCUGACGGACCACACUCCGUCCAGCCCAGCGGUCAGUGUGGAGGCCGCGGCAUCGUUGAGUCCACCGGGGGAGUCUGGCGGAGAUGCACGCAUAUCGCCCCUGCCCUCCCCGAAUAUGGCCCCUAGACGCCAGAAGGUCACGGCCAAAGCUAAAAAACGCCAAAAAGCUUUCGAAGACACUGACAUCUGACCUCUGACAUCUGACAUCUAACGCACGCGUUCGACAACAGGGUCAACCUUUGUAUACCCGGGGGGAAAAAAUAACAGAGAGAAC